AUGUCUCAGAAUAAUCUAUCGGCAAAAGAUGAAGCAUUGCUUAUCCUUGAAUAUCUUGAAAAUGAACAUAUGUCAAAAACAUUUUUAAAUUUUCUCGAUGAAAGUAAACAUCUCAAUCAACUACGUUCAAAUCUCUAUGCAAAUUAUGAAAAAUAUCAACACGAGAGUACGCCUGACAACGACCGUGAAGUUAGCGAAUUUCAAAAAUUUUUUAAUUUAUCAAAACAAAUCGUUUCACAAUUAAAUCGUAACGAAGAAAAUGAUCAAAUCACAUUUUUAUUAGAUAAAAGUACCAAUGAUUUAAAUUUUGAUGAUGAUUUUUUAAAUGAUUUAGUUAGUCAAACACCGCCAAUGGAUUAUCAAAAUUAUCUGCCUGAGACGCCAAUACCGUCGGUAUUACCGUCGGUAGUUAAUAAUGAAAAUGAUGAUUUUAAUUCUAUAGAACAAUUAUUUGCUUUACAACAUGAAACACUAUCAGAACAAAUGGGACAAUCUCUUACUGAUGCAUCACCACGAGUUUCUGUAUCGGUACCGUACACAAAAUGUAUUGUUGUUACACAAGAUUUUCUUCAAACAAUGUACAAUCAACAAUCGACAAUAACAAAUAAUACGAAUAAUAGUAUAAAUUCUAUGCAAAAACCAAAACGUCGUCGACGACGACGAUUGAAAGUUGGAAAGGAAAAUUUUUUUCAGCAACGAAAAAUUAUGCCAAGAACAUCACACGAUCAUCGUUUAAGCGCCUAA
Rotaria socialis is the source of this 744-nucleotide messenger RNA. NCBI's taxonomy places the organism in Eukaryota, Metazoa, Rotifera, Eurotatoria, Philodinida, Philodinidae. The record is from the annotation of a GenBank genome assembly.